Messenger RNA from Drosophila rhopaloa, 953 nucleotides. It is a transcript of the gene Bug22, whose product is annotated as cilia- and flagella-associated protein 20. Gene Ontology annotation, cellular component: motile cilium; ciliary basal body. NCBI's taxonomy places the organism in Eukaryota, Metazoa, Arthropoda, Insecta, Diptera, Drosophilidae. The coding region runs from base 210 to 809 and encodes 199 amino acids. The record is from RefSeq and is a predicted model, not a curated record. The transcript has 2 exons. Gene Ontology annotation, biological process: positive regulation of cell motility; regulation of cilium beat frequency involved in ciliary motility; cilium assembly.
CACUAUUGCUGUAUUGUUAUGGCAACAACAGGAUGCCAUGCUAAACAAAUUUAUUGACAUGAAAAAAUAGUAUAGUUUCGUAUUGAUGUUCGUAGUUUGUACGAGUUCCGGCUGUAUAAAAAUUAUUGGCCAACCUUUACUGGCCUUAUAUAAAUUUUCAAGAGACUACUAUUCUGUGGGUGAACCGGUCACUGCACUGCAGUCGCGACAUGUUCAAAAACACUUUCCAAUCAGGAUUCCUAUCGAUUCUGUACAGUAUUGGGUCGAAGCCUCUGCAGCUGUGGGAUAAAAAAGUGCGCAAUGGACACAUAAAGCGCAUUACCGACAACGACAUCCAGAGCCUAGUUCUUGAAAUAGUCGGCACCAACGUCAGCACAACGUUUAUAACAUGUCCGGCGGACCCGAAGAAGACUCUGGGCAUCAAGCUGCCCUUUCUGGUGAUGAUUAUCAAGAACAUGAAGAAGUACUUCACAUUUGAAGUGCAGGUUCUCGAUGACAAAAACGUGCGGCGAAGGUUCAGGGCCAGUAACUAUCAGUCGACAACUCGUGUCAAGCCUUUUAUUUGCACCAUGCCCAUGCGGUUGGACGAGGGAUGGAACCAAAUUCAAUUCAACUUGUCCGACUUCACCCGACGCGCUUACGGCACAAACUAUGUAGAGACCCUUCGUGUACAGAUCCAUGCAAAUUGCCGCAUUCGACGCGUCUACUUCUCCGAUCGCCUUUACUCGGAAGACGAGCUGCCGCCAGAGUUUAAGCUCUUCUUACCCAUUCAGAAGCCGGUGCAAAAGUCCAACGCCAUUUGUAGCUAAAUGGCGAAUGCUUCUUUCAACAAAUAGAGCACCUAACCCUUCGGAGUCGACGAUUACAACGGCACAAACUGCACAAGACUGCCAUCUGAACACACAUUAACACUUUAUGGGGAUCACGAAUAAAAAUUCAUCAUGUACAUAAAA